CUUCACCAUCAGAAAGACCUUUAUCAUCGGAGUCGUCAUGACAUCUACGCUUGCAUCAGCCUGCGCAAAAUCGACGAGGGCACUCAUUGCGGCAGGUGUUCCCAGGUACUCUUUCAAGGCGACCGCGCUGGUUGUGCUACCCGUGGCACUGUGCACCACACUCCUUUGUUGGACGGCGCUGUUCUUCGCGUACCUCAGCGAAUAUGAGGAACUCGCACCGCGAUCAUCCGCCCUCGCCAUUCGUGACGUAAUGCAAGCGAAACUGUGCAGCAUGGGCAAGAUCGAGUUACAGGAACGCUUCUGCUUCGCCAUUUGCUUGGUUACCACGAUCGCUUGCGCUGUCAUACUAUUCACCAGCAAAGCCGAGUUGGUGACCUGCGUGACGCUGGCUGCAUUCGCACUGGUGUUCGGUGUUCCCACCAUCAGCGGCGUGCCCCUGCGAGACGUGGUCGCCCAGCUGCCCUGGAACAUCAUCCUCAUCCACGGCGGCAGCCGCUGGCUAUCGGCUGCGCUGAGGGACUCAGGGCUGGCAGUGUGGUUGGUGAGCAGCUACACGAACGAGCGAUUUCGCGACAUGACGGGCACGUGGCAGCUGUUGGUGUUGUUGGCCGUGGCCUCGCUCGUCAACGAGGGCGGAGAGCAGCCUGGCAUGCUCACCGCUCAGCUGGUACCAAUCGUCUCGGAUAUGGGAGUCGAAGUGCAUCGCAAUCCACUGUUCUUCGCCAUCCCCGUGGCCGCAACCUGUUACUUGCCCGUGAUCACGCCCAUCGCGCACCUCGGACUUGUGUUCGUCUACGAGCACACCACCGCCAACGUCGGCGAGAUGGUGCUGCUCGGCCUUUUCCUCAAGGUAGUGACGACAACCGCUUUCACUUUGACCUCCUGCACUUACUUCUUGUUCUACACGAUGCCUACAAAUGAGACAUUGACUACGUUCAUCACUGACUGACCGGCGCGUGUAUCAUUCGGUAACCCACGAAGGCAACGAAAGAACUCGAUAGCCUCUUUUUGUGCGUGUAUGUGACUUGCCUUCUUGGUUGACUCGUGUAUUUGUUUUGCCAACAUUAUCUACGAAAACUUGCCGUGACGAGUACGUUAAAUAUCGCUUGAGAAACAGGCGUACACGAAAGAAUGCUGACUAAUACGCAGCUAUGUGCGUGCUUUUUUUUUAAAGAACUGUUUUCAAAUUAUGUUUAGUCAAGGCGACGCACAAUGCAAGUGUGUACAAGGUACCUAGCCAGACGUCGUCCACACUGACAAGACCGACCUCUCCUUCUUUGUUGCACGUGUGACUUCGUGCUACGUACUCUGAAGAAAUGGAACCGCUGGAAACGCCCUGAUUUCCGCAUUGAUGACGGUUAAAUAUUUUUUUCGUUACCCUUAAAGGGCACAUAGUGGGGUACGUUUU
Molecule: messenger RNA, 1408 nt
Organism: Dermacentor silvarum
Lineage: Eukaryota; Metazoa; Arthropoda; Arachnida; Ixodida; Ixodidae
Product: sodium-dependent dicarboxylate transporter SdcS-like
Exons: 8
Coding region: 38-949 (303 amino acids)
Biological process (GO): monoatomic anion transmembrane transport
Source: RefSeq, a predicted model, not a curated record